Fundulus heteroclitus (mummichog) is the source of this 1070-nucleotide messenger RNA. It is a transcript of the gene hemk2, whose product is annotated as N-6 adenine-specific DNA methyltransferase 1. Lineage: Eukaryota; Metazoa; Chordata; Actinopteri; Cyprinodontiformes; Fundulidae. Gene Ontology annotation, molecular function: protein methyltransferase activity; nucleic acid binding; S-adenosylmethionine-dependent methyltransferase activity. The transcript is spliced from 7 exons. The coding region runs from base 141 to 797 and encodes 218 amino acids. Gene Ontology annotation, biological process: methylation. The record is from RefSeq and is a predicted model, not a curated record. Gene Ontology annotation, cellular component: eRF1 methyltransferase complex.
AGGGGGCGGUGUAGAGAAACAACUUUCGGCACCAACAUGUGGAUGUUGGGCUGAACACAGCAGCCCUCCUGUUUGUUUGACAGAAAUAAUUAAUUUUACUAAACGUGUAACUAUUGCAGAGACUCCGUGGCGUCACGAACAUGCGCGACAGUUACCCCACGCCGGAUUACUCCCACGCAGGACGCGGAAGCUUCCAGGACGUGUACGAGCCCGCGGAGGACUCGUUCCUGCUGAUCGACGCGCUGGAGAAAGACGCAGAGAGGCUGCUGCAGACCAGCCCCUGCGUGUGUCUGGAGGUGGGCAGCGGCUCUGGGGUGGUCUCUGCGUUCCUGGCAUCAGUGGUUGGACCUUCAGCUCUCUACCUCUGCACCGAUGUGAAUCCAGCUGCAGCUCAGUGCACAGCCAGAACCGCCUCCUGUAACCGCGUCUCACUGCAGCCCGUCAUCACAGACCUGGUGGAGGGCCUCCUGCCUCGGCUGUGUGGGAAGGUGGACGUCCUCCUCUUUAACCCUCCCUACGUGGUGACGCCCUCAGAGGAGGUGGGCAGCAGAGGCAUAGAAGCUGCCUGGGCCGGUGGGCAACGAGGCAGAGAGGUGACCGACAGGUUUCUGCCUCUGGCUGCUCAGCUGCUCUCCACCACAGGCCUGUUCUACCUCAUCACCAUCGCUGAGAACAACCCAGAGGAGAUCAUGGGGUUACUGGGCCAAUGUGGACUGGAAGGGGAAUCGUGCUCGUCUAGGCGGGCCGGAAACGAACGGCUGUCUGUUCUGAGAUUCUCCAGGAAGCAGCAGACGUGAUCGCCGCCUGGAAGAGGUUGCUUGUGGACCAGCGAGCCCACGAUCCAGGCCUCGUCGUGGACCUGCAGCUGGCGUAGGACCCUCUGAGCGUCGGGCGGGGCCACCACCAGCACCGCCCCCAGGCCGCAGUUGAAGGUGCGUGCCAUCUCCUCCUCGCUCAGACGGCCCUCUCUGUGGAGCCAGGAGAAGACGGCGGGGAUGCUCCACUGCGACGCGUCUGGAUCACACGUUUAUGUCACCUUUUCUACAUUAAAAAGUACAAAGACAGCUGCA